Molecule: messenger RNA, 228 nt
Organism: Arabis nemorensis
Lineage: Eukaryota; Viridiplantae; Streptophyta; Magnoliopsida; Brassicales; Brassicaceae
Source: the annotation of a GenBank genome assembly
AUGUUGUCUCUUCUUCUUCCUCUAAUCUCACUCUUAAUCCAAAUCCAAUGCCUCACCGUUAAGUCACAACCGGUUCCGUUAAACAAAAUCUGCUCAGACGUCACCGGAAACUUCACCGUUAACACCACUUACGCCGUUAACCUCGACCGUCUCAUUUCCUCUUUAUCAUCUCUCCGACAAAACCAUAACGGAUUUUACAACAUCUCAGUCGGAGAAGACUCCGAUUAA